AAUGUUGUGGAAAAGUGAAACCAGUCAAGUCAGUCUGUAACAAAUAAUUUAGCAAGUUAGACAGCCUGUAUCAUCACUAGCUAGGACUUACAUUUCCCUAAAGUGCGAUAUAUAUAGUUAGUACCCGCGAUGUCUGGUCACGGCUGCUGUGAAGACGAGCACGAGCCAGUUGAACGGGGCCUGGAGUAUGCACUUUAUCAGCGCAUUGACAUCGAGAAACUGCAGUGCCUCAACGAAGCAAGAGAAGGCGAUGGGAAACUCGUACUUAAACCAUGGGAUCAACGGACAGACAGGGAGAAGUUUGUUGAGAGUGAUGCUGAUGAAGAGCUCCUGUUCAACAUCCCGUUCGCCGAAAGUGUCAAACUGAAAGGGAUCGUCAUCGCCUGUGAAUCGCAUCCUGCUGAAAUGAGACUAUACAAGAACAUACCCCACAUGUUCUUUGACACAUGCAGAGAACCUGGAAUACCUAACUAGUUCACAUAUCACGGAACUUUGGGACAGAGUACACACGGGUCUACUACAUUGGGCUGAGAGGGGAGUACUCCCAGGUGAGAACAAACAUGAGACCAACGUUCAGUAAAUGAUCUUAUACAGCUCAGACAGUGUAUGCCUCAGCUGAGUUUAUUUUUCUUAUUGCUCUAAGGAUUUCCAGAAUUGUUUCACUUAUGUAUCAGGCUUUACUCUGACUUAUAUGUUGUCCAUUUUUUUAAAAUGGCAAAACACCUCACCUCUGUCUCAUCUGUUUUCUUCCUCCCAGGCUCACAGGCAUGAAUCAAAUCAAAUCAAAUUUAUUUAUAUAGCCAUUCGUACAUCAGCUGAUAUCUCAAAGUGCUGUACAGAAACCCAGCCUAAAACCCCAAACAGCAAGCAAUGCAGGUGUAGAAGCACGGUGGUUAGGAAAAACUCCCUAGAAAGGCCAAAACCUAGGAAGAAACCUAGAGAGGAACCAGGCUAUGUGGGGUGGCCAGUCCUCUUCUGGCUGUGCCGGGUGGAGAUUAUAACAGAACAUGGCCAAGAUGUUCAAAUGUUCAUAAAUGACCAGCAUGGUCGAAUAAUAAUAAGGUAGAACAGUUGAAACUGGAGCAGCAGCACGGCCAGGUGGACUGGGGACAGCAAGGAGUCAUCAUGUCAGGUAGUCCUGGGGCAUGGUCCUAGGGCUCAGGUCCUCCGAGAGAGAGGAGAGAAUUAGAGAACGCACACUUAGAUUCACACAGGACACCGAAUUGGACAGGAGAAGUACUCCAGAUAUAACAAACUGACCCCAGCCCCCCGACACAUAAACUACUGCAGCAUAAAUACUGGAGGCUGAGACAGAAGGGGUCAGGAGACACUGUGGCCCCAUCCGAGGACACCCCCGGACAGGGCCAAUGAACUGACCAUCUGCAACUACGAGGUGUCGGCUAACCCUGCAGACCAUAAAGUCGACAGCAUCAUCCCACAAACAAAUGUCAUCUCCUGAGAGAAAGGAGGGGUGGGAUAGUUGCAUUGACAGAGAUGGGUCAAAAGGAAGUGUGAUGGAUACUUAGGCCUGGUGGGUGAACUUUCUCAUUGGAGGUCAGGUAUGCCUAAUACUGAACAUAAGUGUCUAAUCUGGAUUUUCUCAGUUACACUUAUUGUACCACCGAGUGGAGCCUGAAAGAAGUACGUUUUCGUUUGGUAAAUUAAUACAUUUAAUGUCAGUUGCUGGUAACCCUAUGAUAAAGCAUCACGGUGAUUUUAUCUAAAACUAUAUCUGGUCGCUGUCUGCCACCUAUUGGUUCGUUGUAAUAUGACAACUUGUCUCAGCAAAAUUGGAAUGACUCAAGUCCCCUGCAGUGGGAGCUCACUCACAUUAUUUCAGCCAAGCUCUGAAUGGCAUGGUAAUAAUGUGACUAUGUAGACAUUUUGACACAACCAAAGUAGAUCAGCAUAAGGUUUUCAUUUGAUUAGACUCAUAUACACACACUUACUUUAGGGGUGAGUUGCUUACUAUACCACACAGCUUUCUUUGACACCCACCAAACAAAAGCUAUUUAACUCAUGAUUUCAUUGCAUUAUUAAUGUGGUGUCACAUUGCUUUCUAUGACCGCCAGUGGCUGAAUGUGAUGGCUUGGUGCGACAUAUUGGAGUUGGGAAUUUGCUGUAUGCGUAGGCUGAGAAUUAGAAAAUGUCCUCGGCUGUUGUGUGUAAUGUAAUUGAUGGAAGAAUAAAGAUGCGUUACAUAAUAUAUUUUUUAAUUAGUAUAGAAUUUAUUUGAAAUUUAGAUUUUGGAUUAAUAAAAGGCAGUAUUGUUAUUUGUGUAAAAAUAUGGUCUUUGCAUUUGGUUUAAUUUAUUUGUUUAGUGUAAAUUGGACUGAAUAUAU
Molecule: messenger RNA, 2342 nt
Organism: Oncorhynchus masou masou (cherry salmon)
Lineage: Eukaryota; Metazoa; Chordata; Actinopteri; Salmoniformes; Salmonidae
Product: PITH domain-containing protein 1-like
Exons: 5
Coding region: 130-474 (114 amino acids)
Cellular component (GO): nucleus
Source: RefSeq, a predicted model, not a curated record